Aquila chrysaetos chrysaetos is the source of this 3776-nucleotide messenger RNA. Its product is annotated as solute carrier organic anion transporter family member 1C1-like. The transcript has 16 exons. Gene Ontology annotation, biological process: bile acid and bile salt transport; sodium-independent organic anion transport; transmembrane transport. The record is from RefSeq and is a predicted model, not a curated record. Gene Ontology annotation, cellular component: membrane. NCBI's taxonomy places the organism in Eukaryota, Metazoa, Chordata, Aves, Accipitriformes, Accipitridae. Gene Ontology annotation, molecular function: protein binding; bile acid transmembrane transporter activity. The coding region runs from base 402 to 2459 and encodes 685 amino acids.
AGUCUCUGUACCAGUCUCCUGUGUCCACCUAUUCUAGCAAGUGCAGCUCCUACGCCUGCGGGCUGACACACAAUAAAGGCAUGUCUAAGGAGGCUUAUUGCAAAUCGGAGGAGUUUCCAGUGGGGGAAGGACUUUUUUUCAUUGCCUGGAGUUUGAAUGAGUGGAGGGCUGCUUCAGGAACUUGCCUGGCUGUGCCUCAGCCCACCGUAUGCAUGCUCAGGGACAGACUCGUCCUUGGACCUGACCGUUGGGCACAACCCCACAUGCCAGCCCUUGGGAGGGUGAGUGCCACUGCUGCCCAAACUGUCUCACAGUGGAAGAGACUGUGCAGCCCCCCUGCUCCUCUGCUGGACCUUCUCUAGUUGGAUGUUGCUUUGCUCAGAGAGGCAGGGGAUAUCAUCAUGGAGAUUUCAUCAAAAGAAAACACUCAGUUUUUCUCAAACAACACAAUCCUGCCUGUUGACCGAUCUUCAUUCAAAUCUGAAUCUUCUGCAUCCAAGGAAAAACAGUCGUGUUGUGGAGGUAUAAAGAUAUUUCUUGGUGCAUUGUCUUUUGUUUAUUUUGCUAAAGCACUGUCAGGAAGUUAUCUAAAAAGUACUAUCACACAAAUAGAAAGAAGAUUUGACAUCCCUUCCUCUUUGGUUGGCGUUAUUGAUGGCAGUUUUGAAAUUGGGAACCUCCUAAUCAUAAUUCUUGUAAGCUACUUUGGAGCGAAGCUUCACAGGCCAAGAAUAAUUGGAGCAGGCUGCUUAAUUAUGUCAGCUGGAACAUUCCUAAUUGCGAUGCCCCAGUUCUUCAUGGGACGAUAUCGGUAUGAAAGAUUCCCUUCCACCAUCAAUUCAACUGUUAGCAUCUCUCCAUGUCUGCAGGAUAAAAGCCAAACUCCACUCUCAGCCUUGGAAAAAUCUCAAGCAAAAAUAAAUGCAGGAUGUGAAAAAGAAGCAGGCUCUUCCAUGUGGAUCUAUGUUCUACUGGGAAAUCUUCUGCGUGGAAUAGGCUGCGUACAGACAGUUGCAAUUAUAGGGCCAAUAUUUGGCUUUCUUCUAGGAUCCCUGUGUGCCAAACUUUAUGUUGACAUUGGCUUUGUAGAUCUGGACAGUGUAACAAUAACUCACAAGGACGUGCAGUGGGUGGGAGCCUGGUGGCUGGGCUACUUAAUAGCAGGUGUGAUUAGCAUUCUGGCCGGCAUCCCCUUCUGGUUCCUACCAAAGCACCUCCCAAAACCAGAGAGCAGAAAGGACUCCAGUACCUCCUCCGAGCAGUCAAAGUUCAUCGCUGAGGAUAACAAGGACCAACACAAAUCUUAUCAGCAACAAGUGAAGAUUGCUGAGAUGGCAAAAGACUUCUUGCCAUCACUGAAGAACCUCUUUGGGAAUCCUGUUUACAUUCUGUAUUUGUGUGCAAGUAUCAUUCAGUUCAAUUCUUUAAUUGGCAUGGUGACAUAUAAGCCAAAGUAUAUUGAACAACAGUAUGGGCAAACAUCUUCAAAAACUAAUUUUGUUAUAGGUCUUAUCAACAUUCCUGCUGUGGCCUUUGGCAUAUUCUCUGGGGGACUGAUCAUGAAAAAAUUCAGAAUCAGUGUUUUAGGGGCUGCAAAACUCUCCCUGGGAUCAUCUUUCUUUGGUUACCUUUUGCUCCUCUCAUUAUUUGCAAUGGGCUGUGAGAACUCAGAUGUGGCCGGACUGACCGUGUCGUACCACGGAACUAAACAGAUGACUGAUUACGAGCAAGCCCUGUUUUCAGAGUGCAAUUCGGGCUGUGCAUGUUCCAAGAAUGACUGGGACCCCAUCUGUGGGGAAAACGGAGUUACCUACAUUUCUGCUUGUCUCGCUGGCUGCCAAGCAUCCAACGGCAGUGGGAAAAACACCGUAUUUUUUAACUGCAGUUGCGUGGGAACCUUGCAAUCUCCUUCACGAAGCUCCUCAGCUGUGGUGGGACCAUGUCAAAAAGGAAAUGAGUGUCCAAAAAUGUUUCUGUAUUUUCUAGUAAUAUCAGUUAUCACUUCAUAUACUCUGUCAGUAGGUGGCACACCUGGAUACAUACUGCUUCUAAGAUGCAUUAAACCACACUUGAAAUCAUUUGCACUUGGUAUCUACACCCUGGCAAUAAGAGUACUUGCGGGAAUUCCAGCCCCAGUGUAUUUUGGAGUGGCCAUAGAUACCACCUGCUUGAAAUGGGGAAGCAAAAGAUGCGGGGGAAGAGGAGCGUGCAGACUCUACGACUCCAGUGCACUCAGGUACGUGUACCUGGGGCUGACUUUGGUGUUGGGCACGGUGUCCAUUUUCUUCAGUGUUGCUGUCCUUUGGGUUCUCCGGAAAAGGUCUUCUCCACAAGAUGAGACCCUCUCAGCCAACGGGGAGAGAGGCACCUGUGGGACAAAGAGCAGGAAAGAUAAUUUUGUUAAUAGUGACCGUUUAAUUCAGACAACUUACUGGCCAGAAAAGGAGACUAGACUUUAGGAAGACUGAGAUCUCCACCAUGACUUUACCUUAUGAGUGGUGUUCCGGGCAAAAAAUUCAUCAUCAGUGAAGCGGUAUCUUAGUAUCCACCCUGAAAACGUUCACCUUUGUGUAAUUUUCACUGUAAACAACAAAAGCAAAGACAACCAUUUUAGCACACAUACAGCUCUGAAAACACUGCUCACCAUUUGUCCAGCCGAGUCAGUGCCACUCAAGUGAGGGGAUUUGUUAUGGCUGGGGAGGUGCAGCUUGCUCCCUGGCCGAGAAGCCAGUUUUAUGGCUGCCCCUCAGCUCCAUCCCUCCUCGUCAAGCUGCAAGAGCCGCUGCUGCCCCUCGGCUUCCUUCCGUGUGUGAGGGGUAGUGGGGAGGCUGCAAUACAGCUCGCUCCACCAUGGUACCAGCAUAAAAGGAGCUGGUGCACAAAACCCGACUUGGCAACCUGGAAGGUGCAAGGAUAUUCUGCACAUAGCUCACCUUUGCAAGCAGUGUGGCACAGGGCAGGAGGAAGGUGGUUUCCUGGAAGGACAAAUCAGCUACAGGCUCUGGGCAUCUCCUGAAUUCAACCCGUAACACUUAGGACAUCAAAUGUUGUGGUUAGGGUUUCUUUUUCAAGUAGGUCUCUUCUAGCACAACAAUAAUAGCAAUAGAAGUUGUCAUUGCAGUCAAAGAGACCACAAAAGUAUCAUCCAAAGGAAACUGGAAUAAAAAUAGAGCUUUUUUAGGUUUCCAACAGUUUCUUGCUACUUGCUAGUACCUGGUGUACUGAAUAAUUCCAUGCAUUUUAUGCAAUGUAAUAACACCAUGAUACAAGAUACAUAUGAUUUAUUUUUUAAAAAGCUAUAACAAGACAGCUUGGGAACAAUAAAAUGAAUUCAAAGACCAGGUGAUUUGGGACUUUUAAUUUAUUGUAUUUGCUAGCUGAAACUAAGACAUGUGUCAUAGUAUCCCUUUAUAUAUAAUUUUUGCAGUUUGACAAUAUUUGGUGUUAAAUAAAUUUGGGGUGGGGAGUACAAUGGAAUGCUGUUUAACAUCGAACAAAAUCUCAAAAAUGCUUGCACUGAAAAAGAUAGUGACAGAACCACUACAAAUGAUGUCCUUUAAAGCAACUAGAAUUUUAGAGCACAUGAUGAAAGUUAGGCUUCACCCUUCAUCAUGAUAUUGGCAAAACAAACUCAUAUCACAUGCAUCACUUGCAUCUCAGCAGUGACUGUAGGUACCCUGCUGCCUAGCUGAGCUUGCAGGUCAGAGGCAGGUGUGGAGCCUCUCCUGUGUGAUGCAUGAGGAGGGGCAGAUGUAUAAGAAUGGGAUUCACUGAGC